Molecule: messenger RNA, 6229 nt
Organism: Monomorium pharaonis (pharaoh ant)
Lineage: Eukaryota; Metazoa; Arthropoda; Insecta; Hymenoptera; Formicidae
Gene: MED14
Product: mediator of RNA polymerase II transcription subunit 14
Exons: 24
Coding region: 426-5081 (1551 amino acids)
Biological process (GO): regulation of transcription by RNA polymerase II
Cellular component (GO): mediator complex; core mediator complex
Molecular function (GO): transcription coregulator activity
Source: RefSeq, a predicted model, not a curated record
AAAAAGUUGGAACAACCGACCCACAAUCGUGCAUUGGUUGAAGCCGACACAGAAACCAGUACUCUUGGUUACUUUUUACUCCAUGCUUGGACUACUUGGAGUUGGAGAGAGCUAGUUGCAGCUGGCUGGUGGAGAGUGAUCAGAGAGUAAUGGCUGUGCUGUGUCGUUUAGGAUCGUUUCGUCAUAUUAAUAUAUUAAUUUCACUAUUAGAUGGAUAUACUAAAAAAUAUUGAUGUCGAUGUAAUUAAGUGUAAGAAUCAAAUUUUGACGGAAAGUAGUUCACUUUGAUUCUCUACUGUAGAAGUAAAACGUUAACUGCAUUUUCAGGCAUGAAUUCUAUACGGCGUCGUUAGGACGAAGUUAGAAGAAGUAUCAGUAGGUGUACAUACAACAAAUUGAAGCAUCUUGUGUUAAAAAUAAUCAAAAUGGCACCAGUACCUUUAGAAGGACAUCAAACUCCUGUUACAAACAAUAUUCCGCAGGAAGGCAACCGUGGUGGAUCUAUAUCUUUAGGAAUGCUCAUAGAUUUUAUCAUACAACGAACGUAUCAUGAACUCACUGUUCUUGCUGAAUUGCUACCUCGUAAGACAGAUAUGGAACGCAAGAUUGAAAUUUAUAAUUUUUCCGCUCGAACAAGGCAACUAUAUGUUCGUUUGUUGGCAUUGGUGAAAUGGGCGAAUAGUGCGUCUAAAGUGGAUAAAUCUACACACAUAAUGGCAUUUUUAGAUAAGCAAUCGUUGCUUUUUGUUGAUACUGCGGAUAUGUUGGCGAGGAUGGCUCGUGAAACUUUGGUGCAUGCUAGACUUCCAAAUUUUCAUAUUCCUGCAGCUGUAGAAGUACUUACUACUGGAACGUACGGCAGAUUGCCAGCUUGUAUCCGAGAAAGAAUAGUGCCUCCGGAUCCCAUCACUCCUGCAGAAAAAAGAAGCACAUUGCAGAGAUUGAAUCAAGUCAUUCAACAUAGAUUAGUUACUGGAAAUUUGCUACCACAAAUGCGUAAUUUAAAGAUUGAGUCAGGAAGGGUGACAUUUCUUGUCGAACAAGAGUUUUCAGUAUCUCUUACGGUUAUGGGUGAUGGACCAACAGUUCCAUGGAGACUAUUAGAAUUGGAAAUUUUGGUUUCGGAUAGAGAGACUGGAGAUGGAAAAGCAUUGGUACAUCCUUUGCAAACCCGAUAUGUACAUCAGGUUGUUCAAUCGCGAUUGGCUGAAAGUACUAAUCCACUAUCAGAGGUGUAUCAUAUCUUGCACUAUUUUUGUCAGUCGUUGCAAUUGGAAGUUUUAUAUUCUCAAACGUUAAGAUUGAUUCGGGACAGAUUGGAUGACCACAUUCAUGUAGAUGAAUAUACACCUGGCAAAUGUCUUUCUAUAUCUUAUUGGAGGGAAUUAACAAGUAAGGAUCCACGAUCAGAACUUGGAUAUAGAUUGACCAUUCAAGUAGAUCAACAUGAUCCUGCAAGGCCCCUCGCAGUUGUACAUAUUCCAUCGUUGGGUACUAAGGAAAGCGAGAUAGCACAUAGAGCUAUUAGAUCGGAUCAAUUAUCGAUGGAGUGUUUACUUGUGCACACUAUCUAUAUUCGGACGCGAAGUCGUUUAUCUGAAUUGAAACAAGAGCUACAAACAAUGUUAAAAGAUGUUGAAUGUACUCUAGCAGGAUCUCCAGCCAUUUUAUCAGUACCUAUAUUACAACCAUGCUUACGUGCUGAGCUUUUAUUAGUCACAGUUGACACUCAUACCGGUAUGCUACAGUGUCAUGUUCCUCAAUAUGACGCACCACUUGUCCCAGAAUUAACAAUGGCCUUGAAUGGAGAUCACUCACGUCUUCCAACACUUAUAUCUGAAUUAAGAUUUUGGAUAACGCAGAGACGUUGCGAGAAAACGUUGCAGCAUCUACCAGCUACUUCACACGAGCGUUUGCCCGUUUUGCAUCAUCCAGAUCAUCCUAUGUCUAAGAUUAGUCGGCAUCGGAUGUUCGUGCAAUUGCAUAGACACCCCACAGUAAUAUUGAUUGUUGCAUUUAAAGAGAAAGAAAGUUCACCAUGUGAAAUAGAAUGUUCUUUCUAUCUCGCUGUAGUGAAGCACAGUUCCAUUGAAGAUGAUCCACACGAUGAUAGCAUAGAAACGGAAAUACCGAAAAUGUAUCUGAAGGUCCAAAGUCUUAUCGAGUUUGAUACUUUUGUAAUUACACAUGGCCCAUUUACGAGUGUCGAUAGUGAAGUGGUGGAGACGACCAACAACAAACGUAGAAACACUGGAGUUGGAGGAAGGACAGACGCAGCAGGAACAUCACAGAAUAGAAGACCAAAGCAUCCAGCUUACUUUAUUCCAGAAUUGGCACAUGUUGUCGCUUUGUGUGACGAACGAAUACCAUUCGUAACUCUGGCUCAAGAACUUACUAGGCGGGAGAUCGCUCAUCAAGGUCUCCAAGUUGAAGCAAAUGCCACAGCGUUGGUGCUCAAACUUGUUCAAUUGCCUGCGUCAUUAUCAAGUAUGACUACAAGCAGUUUUUGGCAUUCUCUUCUCAAAAGGCUCUUGAGUGUCUCGAUUAGAGUUCAAGGCAAAGGCAUGGCUAAAACUUGGACAGUGGAAUUUGUAUUUUAUGGUAGUCCUCUUUCCAGCGGUCAUCCCAAAGAAUUAGGCUUGCGAAGACCAGUUUAUUUUCAAUAUGAAAUGGGUACAUCCGACACUGUCUCCCGCACUGUAGAUGCCUUAUUAAAUGACUGGGCACAGAUAGUGCAUCUGUAUUCGCUUGUUCACGAUUUGGCCGAAUAUUUCAAAAUGGAGAAAUACAACUUACGCAACAUGGUUAGCAUUAAAUCUUAUAGUUAUAGCAAGCUAGUUGUUGCAUAUGGUCCAAAUCAAGGUGCAACUGUCACUAUACAAUGGAGUACAAAUGACAAAGCUUUCAAGUUGGUAUUUGGUAGGGGUCCAACAAAUACAGUGAGCAAUGCGCAUUCCUUAAUGAAGGAACAGCUAGAAGCUCAUUUAAAUAGACAUAAGAAUUUAGCACAAAUUAUUCAUAUACUUAAUGAAACGCUUCAGCCGCUCACGUCAAUCAGUAAAUUACCAUCAAUUCCUCAGUUAUGCGUGCAUGCGGUAAGUGCACGCGUGUACGUGCCUUUUUACGAUUCAGAUUUACGGCUAAGUUCCUCUCUACAGAGACCACGAGUGCCCGUACAAACGUUUACUAUAAUGCCGCAGUGCGUCACUUUAGUAAGAAUUGCGUAUCAAGGAAUGUAUUGUUUGGAAUUGCGUAUGCGUGGCGGAGGUUUGGUGAGCUUACGCGACGGUGCUUACAGUCGUUUCGACAGAAGUAACGUCGUUGAUGAGUUCACGCCUACGCAAGGUUUAAAGGCAUUCCUGUCGAAAUAUGUCGACGAGAACGCGGUAUUUAGAAGAAGGUCUCAGUCGGAAGAUGAUAAUCCACCAUCACCUGUUACUAUGGACAGUGACGGUACUGGUGGCAACGUGGGCUUCUUAGGUCAUCACAGAAGCGGGCCUCAAUCGCCUGCACAGCAACGCGAAGGUCUGAGAUUUCAUCCACCGCUUACACCACCGUCAGGUAGUAAUCCUCAUACACCGGCCAGUCCUCAUACUGCAAAUAUAUCUCAGGCAAGUCAACAUCAAAGUUUUGGAAGCAGUCCUGCAACUUCGUUUAAUUUAGCAUCACCACCGUCAUUACCGCCAAACACACCUAAUAUGUUACCACACCCAUCUCCUGGAUCGGGACUCGUUGCGAAUAGUCCUUUAAAUCCAAUGCAUGUUCCCAGUCCAGCUGGUCUCAUGCCGACAUCAUCGCCUGGACCUUGCAGUAAUGUUCAAGUAGGGCAUUCUCCUGCUAGUUCGUUCAUGCAAGCAGGUCAUAUCGACGGUAGUCCUUUCCCGGCUUCUCAAAGCAUGGCUUCCCCGGCUGCUUCUAAUUGGCCCGGAUCUCCGAGUGUACCGAGACCUUCUCCGGCGAGACCUGGACCAAGUCCGGGUCACGCAGCGCUGCAUAGUCCGCAAGCCUCCGAUCACAAAACCGGUAGUCACAUAUCCAGAGUACUACCGCAGAGGUCCUGGGCGGGUGCUGUGCCGACGCUUCUCACGCAUGAAGCCCUAGAACUGCUCUGCUGCCCAUCGAUUCAUCCGUCCAAUUUGCCAGGUCCGGAUAUGUCGCCACUUGAAAGAUUUCUAGGCUGUGUUUACAUGCGAAGACAGUUGCAACGUUUCAUUCAACAGGAGGAUUGCUUAACUGGUAUCAAUGCCGAACCUGGUGUAGUACAUUUCAAAGCCGAGAGUUUGCAGUGCAGAGUCGGAUUAAAUCCACAACAUUUCCAAUCUCUUCACAUAAAGGUUCUUUCGCUUCCCGAAUAUAAAGAUCAAUGGAGCGCGGAAGAAUUACAGGUUAUUGAGAAGUUCUUCGAUACGCGAGUAGUCGCGCCACCUUAUAAACACAAUACGCUAUCCGGUUUUGGAAGAUUACUUAAUGUACGUUUUAAAGUAUUAAAAGAUUUCGUGCAGAUAAUGAAGCUGGAGCUAGUUCCCGGUCUUGUGCAGCAGCAGCAGUUGAAGUGGUCCGUGCAGUUUUGUUUGCGUAUCCCACCUUCUGCUGGACCAAUCGGGCCUCCUGGCUCGGAGGGAGUACACGUUUGCAGGAACAAGAUUUUAUUUUUCUUGCAAAUCACAAGAGUAGUUAUACCGUAUCAAGGGGAAACACUGUCCUUAGUACUUCCGUUCGUGUAUGACAUCACUACGAAUUUAACGCAACUAGCGGAGAGAAGAGAUCUCAGUUCUCCAUCGGCGAUUGCGGCAGUGUCCAUGCAGCUAAAAAGAUUCGCCGAGUACGGCGCGAAUCAGUCAGAGUGUUCGUUGUUCCCUGCUGUACGAGAUCUUCUCGCUAAUUUCACGUUACCGUCGGAACCACCGGUUAUAUCACAGGUCGUGCCAUCCCCAGGAAAUCAAGUAGCUUCCGCACAACAGAUUCAAAACACGGCGAUGCAGAUGCAUUCGCCCAUGACUGGCGGUCAGGGUCCGCCACAAGGACCAUACGGAAUCCAAGGAAUGCAACCAAUGGGCAUGAUGGGCGGACCGCCUCAAUAGGACUUGCUUUACUCUCCUAAUCCCCUGUGUCUAUCAAGUCAUCCAACAUGGAUGAACUAAAAAUGUAAACUUCGAUUAGAAGAAUUCACGGGACAAUUCGCGUGCUAAUUCUAACGUAAGAAGAUUACAUUUUAAGGGGUAGGAGAGAAAAAAAAUGUUUACGACGUUCAAUUCAGUGAAGAUUAAAAAUAGAUAGUAGAUAAAAAAUGUUCUCUAUGUGAAUGACAAUCUCAUAUCUGAGUUUGGUACUGUAGAUACAUAUUUUGUAUUUAACAUCAGUAAACUCUUAUCACUAAAGCGGAUGUGUUAAAACAAAUGUAUUAAAUUGUAUUAUAAGAAUUAGAUAGUAGAAUUAUAUAUUAGAUUAUAUCAUUAACGUAAUUAAACUCAAUAAUAAAUUACUACAGAUGUACUAUACUUGUCAACGCGACAAUUCCUUGGUAUUUAUAUUCCGCUUCAUGCAAACUAUUUUCAACUGGAAAUUAUCUGUACACAAGCUUAAAUGACAGAUCUAUUGAUGAACCAAGUAUCUUUUUAUAUGUAUGAAAAAUUUGGUAUUAAUGUGAGUACGAAAAAAUAAAAUUUAUGAUGCAAAUAAAAGGUAUAUGCGAAUAAACAAAUGCACAAUGUUCAUAAAUAUAUUCUUAGAUUUAGGACGAGUCUACGUACUAUGUUUUCAAAUAUGCGAACGACGAUUUUAUCAGACAUACAAUUUUUAUAUACAUAUACAAAAGUUUCAUGUUUUAAUCUGAUUUUUAUUUUACAUACAAGCUGUAGGGAGUAAUAUGUUUUUGUAUCAAAUUAUUUUUAAUUUUUUGCAUCUGUGCAUCUACUUUAGAGUACGGAUUUAGCAAAUUGAUUGAUUUUUGGUAUGUUUCCAUAAUCGUUAUCAGAAAUGAAACAAAGAAGAAAUUCGCAUUACACAUUUUAUCUGGCAUUUAUGAAUAAUAUAUAUAAAAUUUUUAUUUUGGUUCUGUGUGUAUACAGCUUUUUUUUUACAAAAAACAUAUAAUACUCUUAACAAAAAUCAAUCGUACUAUAUUCUUAAUAUAUGCAAUUGUACAGUACUCAUAGUUAAUAAUAAUGUAUUGGAAUACAACUGUAUAUCAAUAAUCGCAUCUCAAAUAUAUACACUUUUAGGUCAGGUA